Messenger RNA from Nicotiana attenuata, 882 nucleotides. RefSeq names its product transmembrane protein 230-like. Bases 329 to 640 code for a protein of 103 amino acids. The record is from RefSeq and is a predicted model, not a curated record. Lineage: Eukaryota; Viridiplantae; Streptophyta; Magnoliopsida; Solanales; Solanaceae. The transcript has 2 exons. Gene Ontology annotation, cellular component: endomembrane system.
CCCCCGAUCUGUGUAUGCAAUAGAAGAAACUUUUUGGGGGAGAAAAAUGGAAGUCCAUGUUUGCCCAAAAAAAUUGAAAAUGAAAACGUCCAUGUUUGCUCACGGACCAAACUUUUGAUUCUUUCUAUGUUUCACCGCAUCAUCACGCUAUCUAUUCCUAAAACUAAAAAUAAACUCUCCUCCUGCUGAAAAGGUCUUCCCACUAACCCUUCUCUUCUUCUUCUUCUUCCUCUUCGUCAAGCAUAGCAUAUAGCUAUUAGCAUCAAGCCAUCAACAGCUACAGCAAACCCAUUUAAGAAAAGAGUACCCUUUCAAUUGCUUCAGAAAAAUGGCGUACGUGGAUCAUGCUUUCUCGAUUUCAGACGAGGAUAUGAUGAUGGACGGCUCUCACGCCGACAGCAAUCGCGGACCGAUGAAAGAGAUCGCUCUUGCCGUUUCCCUUCUUGUCUUUGGUACCCUUGGUAUUGUUCUCGGUAUUUUCAUGGCCAUCAAUAAGGUUGGCGGCGAUACUGCUCAUGGGCUAUUUUUUGCUAUACUAGGGGGAGUUCUGUUUAUACCAGGGUUCUACUAUACGCGGAUUGCAUACUAUGCUUACAAGGGUUAUAAAGGUUUCUCUUUCUCCAAUAUACCUCCCGUGUAGAUUAUGGAUGAUGUUGAUACAUUGUACAGCUAGGUCAUUACCCUGUUUCUACGUCAUUUCCUGUUUUCUACACUUUUGCUACUCUUAGAUAAGUGCUGUAAACAAAGUGAAUCUCUUAAAAUAUAGUGUUGUUUCUUUUAGUGCUAUUAGAUUACCUGGGAAUGAGAAUGAUGAUAUCCAUCCAUCUGAUUUGAACAUUGAACCAUUACUUGCUAAAGCUGAACUAUGCACUCUUCAACUCA